AGCCAGGCAUUCAAGGCCCGCCCCGCCGCCGCCGCCGCCGCCGCCAUCUUCGAUCUUCCUCCCCCCUCCCUUCCAGUGCGCGCGGCCGGCAGGCAUUCCGUCGAACGCCUCCGGCGCGCACCCCCCCUCCCCCUCCCCCCACCACUCCCGCGGUCGAGUCAGUCCCGGCGUCCACCCCCCUCUCUUCGGAGCAGGACUCCCUUCCCGUGACGAACUAGCCGCUCUUCUCCGUCCGUCUCCGUGUGGGCUUCCCUCCCUCCUCCAGACCGUGUUCGACUCCGCCACCCCUCCGAUCCCCCGCAGUAUACUAUAUAAGCAGCAGCCACCACCAGAUUACCAAACCGGUUUCGAAUUCGCCGGAUUUCGGGUGCGGCCGCGAGAUUACCGUCGUGUGUCGUGUUCGCCGGAGAACUUUCGCCGUCGCCGCCCGGAUUGGUGUUGCUGAGUGGUGACUGGUGCGUGGCGCUGACGGUUGGUCAGAGGGGGCAAUGAUGGUGGGGUCCGACCAGAUCAGCGAAUUCUGCAGGGCGCUCGGGGGCGACACGCCGAUACGCAGCGUGCUGGUCGCCAACAAUGGGAUGGCCGCCGUCAAGUUCAUGCGCAGCAUCCGCGCCUGGGCCUCCGAGACCUUUGGCACCGACAAGGCCGUCCUCCUGGUGGCCAUGGCUACCCCGGAGGAUCUCCGGGCCAAUGCGGAGCACGUGCGGAUCGCCGACCAGUUCCUGGAGGUCCCUGGUGGAACCAAUAACAACAAUUAUGCAAAUGUGCAGCUCAUUGUCGAGAUAGCAGAGAGGACCCGGGUUUCUGCAGUUUGGCCUGGCUGGGGUCAUGCCUCUGAGGACCCAGAGCUUCCGGACGCGCUGGAGGACCUUGUAAAUCUAUUUUUGAUAUUAAUAUGGAGGUUUACGGGAACUAACUUUUGAUGUGACGUCGCUGGAGGACCCUUCCCUGACCACAGCGCGUGGAGAAAGGUGCGCCUCUCGAUGAGUUUAGCUGUUGGCAAUCGUGCGCUUCUAAAACUUGCAGUCCAUUGUAAGGCGUGGGCUAAUUUCGUAGCCCUGAUAUUGAGAGAGGCUGGUAUUGUGGUUUUAGGGCCAUGGGGGAUCCAUAACUAUAAGUUCCGUGGCUGAUCUGAUUUGCUGUAAUGUAACUGUAAUAGUCAUCUUACGCUGAAAGCUUUGCUCACGGAACCGAACUCAAAUUUAUUCACUCAGUAAAAGUUGUUGGCAGAUUAUAUGCUGCCCAUACGUCAAAUCUGCAGAUUUGUUAUAUAUUUCCAGAUGCAACAAAAAGAAGGAAGAAAAUACUAUAAACAAAUAUCGUU
Molecule: messenger RNA, 1324 nt
Organism: Triticum aestivum (bread wheat)
Lineage: Eukaryota; Viridiplantae; Streptophyta; Magnoliopsida; Poales; Poaceae
Product: acetyl-CoA carboxylase 1
Exons: 2
Coding region: 489-923 (144 amino acids)
Biological process (GO): fatty acid biosynthetic process
Molecular function (GO): acetyl-CoA carboxylase activity
Source: RefSeq, a predicted model, not a curated record